UGACACAGUUAAGGUCUGCCAGUUGGAUCAGAUUACACGGGCAUACAAAGAAGUAGAAGAAAAAAGAAAUCCAUUAAAUCAAAGUGAGUAGAAUUUCUCGGGCUGACCUGCUGAAUUCAGUCCAGAAAUGUCACAUUGAGGCAACACAAAGAGUAGAGAGGAGGGAGGCACUGCCAGCAGGAUCAAACUUCCCUCCCAUCAGCAGCAACAGCAGCAGCGUGCUGUGCUGUGCUGUGCUGUGAGUGUAUAUGUGUGCGUGCGUGCGUGCGGUCAAUCCUUGUGCAAAUGCGCAGUGAGAGAGACCUCCCCGGUCCACACUGCUUCAGUGUUUUGGAGCCUAACCUGUGGGUCGAUGCACCGCUGUGAAAAGCAUGAAAAGUGGGAUCCAGCAGUUCAGAGGACGAGUGAGAGGAAGGUGCGCACCAACGAGCUGAAACCUCAGGGCCGUCCAUAGGGAACCAUGUGCAGCUCCCUGAGCCCCAAACAGCCCAGUGGCCCUGGCCUCACAGACAUGCAACAGUAUCACCAGUGGCUGGCCAGUCGGCACGAAGCCAGCCUGCUGCCCAUGAAGGAGGACCUCGCCCUGUGGCUCACUAAUAUUCUCGGUCUGGAAAUCACCGCUGAGAGCUUCAUGGAUCGCUUAGACAAUGGCUUCCUGUUGUGCCAGCUGGCUGAGACGCUACAGGAGAAGUUCAGGCAAAGUAAUGGGGACCUGCCUGCCCUUGGCAACAGUAAGCGGAGUGUUCCCUAUCGGAGGAUACCAUGUCGGCAGAGCGCUCCCUCCGGCUCUUUCUUUGCCCGGGACAACACAGCUAACUUCCUGACCUGGUGUCGUGAGGUUGGAGUUGGAGAAACAUGUCUGUUUGAGUCAGAGGAUUUAGUUCUUCACAAGCAGCCACGAGAAGUGUGCCUCUGUUUGUUAGAGCUGGGACGGAUAGCGUCACGGUACAAUGUGGAGCCUCCUGGCCUUAUAAAACUGGAGAAAGAGAUCGAACAAGAAGAGAAAGCACCUCUACCUCCUAUAUCACCUGUAUCUCCAGCUCAGCCCCUCCCUCCAUCUCCUGCUUCGUCUCCUUCCCCAUCUCCCACCCCAUCCCCAACUCCUCCCAAAGUGACUUCCAGCAAGAAAAGUACAGGGAAGCUGUUGGAUGACGCUGUGAGACAUAUCGCUGAUGACCCCCCCUGCAGGUGUCCCAAUAAAUUCUGCGUAGAGAGACAAUCGCAGGGUCGAUACCGUGUUGGGGAGAAGAUGCUCUUUAUCCGGCAUAUGGCAGUAUGUUGAUACUUGGGGCUGGCUCUGGGAUGAAAGUCAUCCAUUGUGUCUGAAGAGCCCGCCUUCGCUGGGAGGUCUCAUUUACUGGUAAUGGUAUUCCGACAAUGUCCAUCCUCAGCCAAACAUAAUGUGGCUCACUGGCUAUAAAGGGGGAAAUAAAAGCCACACAUUUCCAUAUGAUCUGAUGACCGAGUUAUUACUAGGAAAAUAUUUAUAAGCUGUAUCGCCUGAUACUGGCUGUUGCUUUUAAUUACAUCUUAUAAUCACAGUGAAUCUAUCAGCCCAGGAAAUGUUACUCGACUUUGGAGUGGGGGGAUGAAAAGGGUAUUGCAGAGAGAUGAAUGAAGGACUAACACGGAUUAGAGAAGUCGCAUAGGUCCUCGUGGGAUCUUGGUUACUUGGCAACCUGCAACCAGGAUUCACACCUUUAAGAAUGUGAUUCAUGCCGAUGGUAUGUUUAGGAUGUGCAGACGUGCAAACGGGAGUUUACUCUUGGAUGUCCUCUGCUGUCAGCACAUUAUAUUGCAGCUGCUAAUGUUAAAUUUCAACCAAACCAAAUUUCAGUCGCUGUGAGAUUUGGAUGAACGAAGCUGUUUUGAAAUAUUAGUGAGGAUAACAAGACUCUAAUUUGUAAGAUAAAAGUAUUUCCUGCUAGACUAACAUGAUAAACUUUGUAAUUCUGAAUAUUUAUCAUUAUUUGUGCCUUUUUAAUAACUGAACGCUUCAGUCUUUAUUGUGUUGCUGAGCAACCAAGGACAAAUGGUGAGAAGCUCACAGUGCUGGUCCAGUGCAGUCUGUUGUACAGUGUGUAGGCUACACUACUUUAGCAUGUCAAGUCAGUUUUAUUUAUAUAGAACAAAAUCACAAAUGCUAUGAAGCUAUAAAGGGCUGUACACCCUCCAUUUCAGACAAGGAAAAAACUUGAUAUGACCCUAAAUUAGAAACCCCCCCCAAAAAAGGGAGGAAACAUAAAGAGGAGCGGCAGAUUAGGGACAGACACGCAAUAAAUGUCAUAUGCAGAGAAUUAUGUGUAUUACCAGAUGUCAUCACAUGUACAUACAUCAUUUGAUCAAGCCUAAGCAAGUGUUAAACCUCCAUUCCUCUGUCUCCCAGCCAGCACUCUUCAUGGAGAAGAUUCUUUAAUUAAAAUUCCUCAAAUCGUUUUACCCUCCCUCCAGCAGCUGCUUCCACUGAAAAGCCAUGAAUACACGAAGGCCAGUCACCAUCUGUAGGCAGCCGCAGAGUGAGGACAACAGUGGCAUGCAGCACAACUGAGACUCUCCUUCACAAUAAUCUGAACAGCCUGAGAGGCUGACCUUCUCAGGUCCUGGAAUAAAUGGUGGUUGUAGCAUCAACAAGGGGGCAGAGUAACGUCUCAGUGUUUGUCAAAAGUGCCUGUCCCAGCUCAGCCCGCGGGCCUCUGCACUUCCCUGGGUUUGCUGAGGAGAGACUCGGCUCCAGCAAGGGCCCUCAUCCCAGAGCAGCGUGAUUGAAACCGCUCUGCGCCGCACAGGUCCAUUAAAUCCACAGUCACAAAGCCUGAAGGCCUGGUCCUGGUGAUUGGAAGCACUGCCCCCACCACUGCCCUGUAGAUUGAUUCUUUUAAGAGGCUUAUAAAUGUUGCAUGUUAUGGUGCUGGAGGGCAGGACGCCUCAUAUCUGGCCAGAGUGAGGUGGAGGUGACAAUCUCAUGAAGUAGUUUACCCCUUUUAUCAGAUGAUUCAGUUUGGUAUUUGUCUGAAUCAUCAUCCUACUGAUUGUGUUUUUAAAGACAAAUACAACAUCCUAGCAUCCUUUAUAAUAACCUCUUUAUGUACUCUGCUUCUAGGAAAGGUGUUCGGUAAACAAGCUUGUUUUAGUAGAGGUGUAAUGAUGUGUUAAUGAGGUAGGGGGUGAUAAGGCUCCACAGUGAGGUGGACAUGUUUUAUGUGCACGGCCUCUGGGGAAUGCAAGCGUCUGAGCAUCCAAUAUACCAGAGCCUUUUAUUUCUUCUUCUCUUUAUUAUAACGGCUGAUGUUGCCAUGGCAGCCAACCUUGAGAAUGUGCCCUGGUGCGGCAGGUGGCAUCAUCAUGAAGCAAAUAUGGCAGAUUUAACAAUGAAAAAAAAUACUGCAUAUAAUUCCUUAGUUAAGCAGAGCGCAGCAUUUCAUUUUUGGGCUUUUUAGUGAUGAAAUUGCCAUUGGCUGAGUGUUAUUUCAAUAACUACUGGCUGGACUGUCAUAACAUUUUGUAGAGACAUUCAUGGUUCCCAGAUGAACCCUCCUGAUUUAGACAUUUUUGUUUCUCAGUCAAAAGUCUUCAUUCACUCACACAUAAUGACUUUGGCAAUCCCCUGACUUUGUUUCCAGCACUACCAUGAGAACUUCUGGAUGUAUUGCCAUAACAUUUGGUACAAACAUUCACAUCCCUCUCAGGAUGAACUAGAAUAAAUUUGUUGAUUCAUUAAUCUCACCAUCAUCAGAUCAGAUCAUUGUUUAUUAUGUAAUUCCAGAUAUCAGUGAUAUCUGAGGUCUCGUGUUUGUCAGUAGCCUGCUCAACAAGGCAUUAGGCCAGUGGGAGGUGGAGAAAGCCUCCCUCCAGGGACCCCGACCUCCAGGGACAUCAUCCAAUCCGAGGGCCUUCUCAUCAAUCAGCAAGCUUUGGCAUCAAAGCCACACUCAACUGUUGAUUCAACUUUAACCUAAAGCCUCAAUUAGGGAAAUGACAUAAGUCCUGCAGAGGAGAUGGCUCAGCUACAACAGUUUUAAAGCUCUCCUUUGACACACUCUGACAUCAGAAGAGACACUGUAAUCCUAUUUCUCC
Messenger RNA from Lates calcarifer (barramundi perch), 4074 nucleotides. RefSeq names its product growth arrest-specific protein 2 (gene gas2a). The record is from RefSeq and is a predicted model, not a curated record. Gene Ontology annotation, cellular component: actin filament. Gene Ontology annotation, biological process: actin crosslink formation. Lineage: Eukaryota; Metazoa; Chordata; Actinopteri; Centropomidae. Gene Ontology annotation, molecular function: cytoskeletal adaptor activity; actin filament binding; microtubule binding. The transcript is spliced from 8 exons. The coding region runs from base 461 to 1282 and encodes 273 amino acids.